UUGUCCCUUCAUCGAUACCUACCUAUUACAAUAAGAAGGAAAAAGAGAGUCAUUUCGUAAACCCUACCGCUUCUCUCCGCCGCCGCCGACGACGCCGUAGCUCCGGUGGGUUGGGAAGAUGGUGUCGGGGUCGGGGGUGUGCAGGCGGCGGGUGGUGGUGGACGCGCGGAACCACAUGAUGGGGCGGCUGGCGUCGGCGGUGGCGAAGGAGCUGCUGAACGGGCAGCGCGUGGUGGUGGUGCGGUGCGAGGAGAUGUGCGUCUCCGGCGGGCCGGUGCGGCAGAAGAUGAAGUACCUCCGGUUCCUGCGCAAGCGGAUGAACACCAAGCCGUCGCACGGGCCCAUCCACUUCCGCGCCCCCUCCCGCAUCUUCUGGCGCACCGUCCGCGGCAUGAUCCCCCACAAGACCCCCCGCGGCGAGGCCGCCCUCGCCGCCCUCAAGGCCUUCGGCGGCGUCCCCCCGCCCUACGACCGCACCAAGCGCAUGGUCAUCCCCGACGCGCUCAAGGUUCUGCGGCUGCAGCCCGGGCACAAGUACUGCCUCCUCGGCCACCUCUCCAAGGAGGUCGGCUGGAACUACCACGACACCAUCAGGGAAUUGGAGGAAAAGAGGAAGGAAAAGGGUAAAGUUGCAUACGAGAGGAGGAAACAAUUGGCAAAGCUACGCUUCAAGGCUGAGAAGGCUGCCGAGGAGAAGCUGGGUUCUCAGCUGGAUAUCUUGGCUCCAAUCAAAUAUUAGAUAGAUUGUCAUCAUUUUUUUUUCUUUUGCCUUUUGAUAAUAUUUCUGCUUAUUGGUACCCUGAGCCUUAGAAGUGAAAGAAUGAUUAUUUAAUAACAUAUAAUUUUGUU
Messenger RNA from Oryza brachyantha (malo sina), 849 nucleotides. RefSeq names its product 60S ribosomal protein L13a-2-like. The record is from RefSeq and is a predicted model, not a curated record. The coding region runs from base 119 to 739 and encodes 206 amino acids. The transcript has 3 exons. Gene Ontology annotation, cellular component: ribosome; cytosolic large ribosomal subunit. NCBI's taxonomy places the organism in Eukaryota, Viridiplantae, Streptophyta, Magnoliopsida, Poales, Poaceae. Gene Ontology annotation, molecular function: structural constituent of ribosome; mRNA binding. Gene Ontology annotation, biological process: negative regulation of translation; translation.